Molecule: messenger RNA, 1669 nt
Organism: Sinocyclocheilus rhinocerous
Lineage: Eukaryota; Metazoa; Chordata; Actinopteri; Cypriniformes; Cyprinidae
Product: S-phase kinase-associated protein 2-like
Exons: 13
Coding region: 458-1669 (403 amino acids)
Biological process (GO): SCF-dependent proteasomal ubiquitin-dependent protein catabolic process; G2/M transition of mitotic cell cycle; regulation of cell cycle
Cellular component (GO): nucleus; cytosol; SCF ubiquitin ligase complex
Molecular function (GO): protein binding
Source: RefSeq, a predicted model, not a curated record
CAUUGAACUCGAAUUUAAAGAAGUAAUAGUACCAGAGACGGCUUUUUCUGAGCAAAAAAAAAUGUUGUCACAUUACUGGUUCUGCAGUUGGUACAGAUGCGUGGACUCCAAAUAUGGAAAGCAGCCUCAUGUGCACAGUGUUUCGGCUUUAUCUGCAGGAAGGACUGGUACAGUGGAACAAAGCCUUUGCAGAUGUCACAUGCAAACCUGCAAAGCCACAGGUUUCUAGGCCACAAACUAUAAGGAUUACACUACUGCGUAGAGGGCGGCAAGUCGAUGUCCCUCCAUUACGCACUGUCAGGAGUGCGUCACUUCCGGCAACUUACAUUGGAGCCAAUGGCAUCGCGGCAGGACAGCGGUCCAGAAGCAGGUUUAAAUGCGCCGCCAGCCUGCGCGCAGGACAGGACAGGGGAAGCCUUGCAAAAGUGAAUACUUCUAAUAACGUUACAAAGUCAGGAUGUCAAACGAAAGACCGUUUAAAGAACUGAGUGAGAAUUUGGAGGGAUCCCUGUGCAGGCCUCAGAGGACUAAAUGGAAAAGGCGGCCCUCCUGCAGUGGGGGUCUAGACACAGAAAACACUCCAAACGAGCUCAUCCAGCAGUGGUCACCCCCACACAAAAAGUUCCUGACUUCUGCAAAAGGGAAAGAAAAUGAGGAAAACGUAUUUGUUCUUGCCAGACCUCCCAGGAAAAGAAGAGAAUCAUCAGCAGGCUUGUGUUGGGACAGUCUGCCUGAUGAGCUGUUGUUGGGAAUCCUGUCUCGUCUCUCACUGCAAGAUCUCCUCCGGACGUCACGAGUCUGCAAGCGCUGGAAUCGUUUAGCGUUUGAUGAGUCUCUGUGGCACAGUGUGGACCUGGUGGGAAAGGCUCAGUUAGAUGCAGAGCUUGGGCAGGUUCUCUCAGCUGGUGCCUUGAGAUUGCGCUGUCCACACACAUGCAUCGCUCAACCCAGUUUUAAAAGUGCACAGAAACUUCGUGUCCAGCAUCUGGAUUUAUCAAGCUGCACAGUGGAGACGUCUGUUCUCGAAGACAUCCUGUCUCGCUGCAAACAUCUACAGAAUCUCAGUCUCGAAGGAUUAGUGCUCUCUGAAAGCAUUAUUCAUUCUCUGGCUCAAAAUACUGAAAUUGUCCGACUGAAUUUGUGUGGCUGUUCUGGCUUCUCUCCUGAUUCUCUGGCUGAGAUGCUAAAAUCUUGCACUCGAAUUGAAGAAAUGAAUGUGUCAUGGUGUGACUUCAAUAAUCUCCAUGUUCAAGCUAUUGCUAACAACGUUCCCUCCAGCAUCACUCAACUGAACAUCAGUGGUUACAGACAAAACCUCACAAUGGAAGAUGUUAAAGCUAUAUUAAAUAGAUGUCCAAACCUCACAAAUCUAGAUUUGAGUGAUAGCGUGCUUGUGACGACAGACAGUUUCCCAGUCCUGCAGCAACUUUCCUCCUUGAGACAUCUGGCACUGAGCCGCUGUUAUCAGAUCCACCCAGCUUCACUCAUUGACUUUGAAAAGUUUCUAAAUUUGCAGACCCUGGGGGUCUUUGGGCUUAUACAGGACAGCUACCUGCCCAUUCUUUGUAAAGGUCUACCGCACAUACAGAUCAACACACAGCCUUUCUCCACUGUGGCACGUCCCACCUUGGCAACAAGAAAGGAUCGCACACUUUGGGGAAUCCGCUGA